AUGGGCAAGAGAAAGUCAAAGAGAAAGCCGCCACCAAAGGCAAAAGCAGUGGUACCACUAGAAACGCAGUUCAACUGUCCUUUUUGUAAUCAUGAGAGAGUAUGCGAAGUCAAAAUGGACCGAGAACGAAAUGUAGGAUUCAUUUCCUGUCGAGUCUGCUCAGAGGAUUUCCAGACGCCGAUCAACUACCUCUCAGAACCUAUAGAUGUCUACUCAGAUUGGAUUGACGCCUGUGAAGCUGCGAAUGCGUGA
Molecule: messenger RNA, 252 nt
Organism: Haemonchus placei
Lineage: Eukaryota; Metazoa; Nematoda; Chromadorea; Rhabditida; Trichostrongylidae
Source: the annotation of a GenBank genome assembly